CUGUUCCAUCACCGAUGUAUUGCAGGAGCCCCACCUACUCACUCACAGGUGCUUCUGACCCCAUGGCCAAGUUUCCUGUGUGUGAUGGAACACCUGGAUACACCCAAAUAUCAGGAUUCUCUUCUGGUCAGGGCGGAUCUUUUGAGGGCUCCUUUCAAUCUGCGAGUGGAGGAAGCAGCUCCCAUUCCAUAAUAAGUGGCAGUCAGCAAUCUAACACUGUGAUCCAUGGAAAUAGCAUGUCAGGUGGUGGCGGCGGCGGUGGUGGUGGAAGUUGGGGAGCUGCUGGAGGAGGAAGCCAGUUUGGACAAAGCAUUUCUUCUUCUGGAUCAGCUGGUGGAGGAGGAGGUUCACUUUCAUCAUCAGCCGGUGGAGGGGGAGGUGUUGGUGGCUCAUCUCAGCAAAACACUGUAAUAGCAUCAGGGAAUUUUGUCCCUCCACGUUUAGGAGGCGGAGUAAGUGGAGGCUCCUUCAGUCAAAUCAGUUCAUCAUCUUCUGGAUCAGCUAGUGGAGGCUCAUUUGGAGGAUCUGCAGGUGGAGGUGGAGGCUCAUUUGGAGGAUCCGCAGGUGGAGGUGGUGGCUCAUCUCAGCAAAGCUCUAUCAUUCUUGGAUCGGUGAAGUUUGUCCCUGCACAUGGAGGAGCGGUUAUUGGAGGAGGAAGUGGAGGCUCUUUUGGUCAGAGCAGUUCAUUUUCUGGGUCUUCAAGUGGAAGUUCAUUAGUUGCAAGCGGUGGUUCAUUUUCUGGAUCAGCAGGCGGAGGUGGAAGUUCAUUUCAUGGAUCUGCAGGUGGAGGCGGUGGUUCAUUUUCUGGAUCAGCAGGCGGAGGCGGAGGUGGAGGUUCAUUUCAUGGAUCUGCAGGUGGAGGUGGUGGUUCAUUCUUAGGAUCAGCAGGUGGAGGAGCUGGUUCUUUUCAGCAGAUCCAUACUGGAGGUGGAGGUGGAAGCUCCCUUGGCAGUGGUUCCGCCACCGGAGUUGGUUCAUCAAACACAAUUAGAUUACCAGGGGGAAUAAAUCCAAAGGAUGUACCAGUGUCCAAAGGCUGUAAGAAAACUUCAGGAGGAGGAUCAUCCAACAUUGGAGGAACAGGUGGUGAUUUCUCCCAGGUCUCCCAAUCCCACGGACAAGGAGGUGGUGCAGGAGGAGGAGCAGGAGGAGGAGCAGGAGGUGGUGGUUUCUCCCAGAUCUCUCAGUCCCAGAACCAAGGAUCAAUACAUGGAGGUGGUGCUGGGGGAGGAGCAGGAGGUGGUGGUGGUGGUGGAUUCUCCCAGAUCAAUCAAUCACAAAAUCAAGGCUCAAUUCGACCAGGUGGAGGCAGUGGAUCCUCAGGUUCUCUACAACAAAUUGUACAGUCUGGGUGAUAGAAGCUUGCUGGAUUCUAAAGUUUAUGCGUGAAGCGGAAUAUUCAUCAAUCUUCCGCCAACUGGCGUAAACGCUAAAAGUUUGAAGAGGUCAAAACCAAAUAAAUUGUAAAUAUUUAUUUUUGUACAAAUUCUCCUGUUUCCUGGAUCCCAUCUUCAGAUUCCUGGUUCCCAUCUCCAAUUUCCUGCAUAUAUGAUGUAUUUUCAGUGAGCCGUGUACAGAUGGAUUCCUUGACAUAUUACCUGGCUUGAGUCAGAAUCGAAGGUGUUGUCCGAUUAAGUCAGAAUGGAAGGUGUUGUCCGAUUAUUUGUAGCCAAGCGAACAAGCUCCCGCCGAGAGCUAUUUGUGCCAAACAGUGUGUGUUUUUGUAUCUUUGUAAUAAAAAUUAAUCUUAUGUUUAAAUAUGGAUAUGUGCAAUAAAACUUGCAGAGGAUCUGUCAUGAAA
This is a messenger RNA of Pseudophryne corroboree (corroboree frog), 1801 nucleotides long. RefSeq lists its product as uncharacterized. The transcript has 7 exons. Bases 15 to 1355 code for a protein of 446 amino acids. The record is from RefSeq and is a predicted model, not a curated record. Lineage: Eukaryota; Metazoa; Chordata; Amphibia; Anura; Myobatrachidae.